AGAUAUCCGGGACAAUAGCCUUGACGUCAACACGAGUUUUGUUUCAGUUUACCGCCUGCGGCGAUAACACGUUUUAUUUAUACGUUUUCCCGGUCAACAAGAGGCGUAUCUGGCGGUUGUUUGUCCUUCAGAACAAAGCUGCAAGCGGUUAGCGCGCAAAGGUAAGCAGAAUUAACAUCUGACAUUAGAUAAUACAAAACCAACUGUUCUGCCUCUCCAUGUAAUGAAUGAGCGCACUAGCUGUGCGAAACAGGAAGAGAUGAAUCAGUGUUAAAGUUCGUAUUUACAAUUCAGUUGACUUCGAACCGAAUAUAGCAUAUUUAUGUUUUCGCCGUAGAGUCUUUUUUAGUCUCUAAGAGUGCGAAAUAUUUGGCAUUACCAGUGAAGUUUAGCGAGUGAACAUCGAGCAAUCCGGCUUUAAUGUUGAAAUGUUCGUUUUCUCUCGUAAUUUUCGCUGAGGCCGGUUCCUUUAAGUGUGGUAUUUACGAUGGAUUAAGUCAUGAUGCAGAGAACUUUCGUCGUUGAAGAUUAGACUCCUUGAAUUGCACGCUUGCAUGUUCGUUUCUUGAGAAUUGCACCCAUGCAUCAGAAUAUUAAUUGCUCAUUGAUUACAAAGUCAUACACGCAUCCCUUAACAGACUUACGAAAAGAUGAGCUUAUUCAAUUUUAUGUAGGAGUAUUUAUUUUAUCUUUGAAGUAGCUAGACACUAAUAUCAAAGCAAAACCACUGCAUUUUUAAGCAAUGUGCAUUCAAUGAAAUCCUUAUCUCGGAAUUUGUUCUGGACCAAUUUUGACUCAUUGUUACUCGAAUUUGUUCCACGUGCAUUCAAGAUGUCAUCGCAUACAAUAAAUUUCGGAAAAUAUUUGUCACUAGUGUCGGUUUCAUGCAUCGGUUUAUUUUCUUUAGCAUUACGGGGGCAUAGGAACAGGAUUAUAACAAUUUUAUCGAAAAAAUCCUGGAAAAACUCAAAUCCUCUUAUAAUAAUUCGCAAGUGAUGCUGAUGUUUUGGCUCAGAGUAUUGACCAUAAGGUCGUGACCUGGGCCAUGCCACCCGCGCAUCAGAGACGGAAAACUGGUACGACAAACUCGCCUGAUUCACAUCCGGUUAAAAGAAAUUAAGUCAUAUCCGGUCGCAAAAUGAUGGCGGUGACAACGCGAACAUUGGUCCGAUUUAACAAUAUCUUUCGCUCAAUUGUGAAGUGAAAUGGCUGAAUGCGGGUGAUGUAUUGAUUUCACGUUCAAUAAAAUACUGGCAUUUGUUCUGUUCCGAAAAUUAAAAUCUUCCUCGCGCUUAGCUCUAUAAAAACUAGCAUUCGGAUCUUCUUCUCCUAUCCUCCGUUGCCCAGUCUCCAACACUGCCUUUGUUUGUUGUUGUUGCCUCGCGUGACUUUCGCUUCAUUCCCAGAGAGCGUUUGUGAAAGAGAGAACGACUUGCGUGACAAGAACAAACAUCGGCUGCAAAGAUGACAAGCACCCAUAGCGAAAACCAUUUCGCCCAAACAACCUACAUUUCAAGUCCAAUGUUUUUCCUCAUGGAAAUACUCCUGACUUUUCGCCCUUUAGGCCAGACUAGAAGGAUGUUUUUCAUGUGACUGGCUAAGAUAAGCCUUAUGCAAUUGAAGUGGUCAAAAAUUUCUCUCUCUCCUUAUCUCUGGACAUCACACUUCUCAGAAACGCUUAGGGCGUAAAGAGCGGCAUUGAAAACGGACAUUAGUAAACAGAAAAACGGCGCCGUGUACUUCCGUAGAGUUUUUGAGAUUUCACUGAAUUGUCAGAUAACUGCCACAUUGAAAGGGUCAUCUCAGACUUCAAUACAUCAGGCAUGACCUCGCAACUGGAAGCUGUUGUCGUUCGCGAGUUCUUUUCACGAGCAGUGGGCGAAUGCGACUCUACGACGAAUGGCGAUGUUUUGUCGAACGAUUCACCGCGGCUGGAAACCGAUACCAUACAGAAAUUUUUAUCGGUCUGUUUAAAGCAAUACUUUCACUGCUUCCCAGACGAAUCAAAGGAUGCACCAGAAGACAACAGUGUGGAAAGCCAAUUAAGUGCAGAUAUUUCUUGCAAAUUUUGCAAAGACGACAUGGCACCAGUAACACUGGCUUUGAAGAAUCACCUUGACGUGUGCCCUUUGUUUCCAGUCAAAUGUCCUAACAUGUGUGGAAAGAUGGAGGUACCUAGAGAAAAGCUUUCCAAUCACAUCAUGGAAGAAUGCCCGAAGACUUGUGAACAUUGUCUCUAUCACGACAUCGGUUGUGCCUUCCAGGGUGCUAGGAGUGACUUGACGAAGCACCUUCAGGAUAAUUCCGAGGAACAUUUACAAUUAGCUUUGGAAGUGAUCAGAGAACAGAGAACUGAAAUGGGAAUACAGCGAGGCCGACUGAGGAAACAGGAGGACAAUAUAAAUCAGCUGAUGGAAAGUGUCGCCAAACUGACAGCACUGUGUGAAGAAACACUAAAAAAUAAUGCCGACCAGGAAAAAACAAUCAAUCGAUUGUCUGAACAGUUAAAAGAGCAGAAAAAGCAUCAAUCUAAACACGAGAAAGAGUUGAAGCAGAGAAUGGCCGAGUUAGAGAACCGCGAGUUAGAAAUGCCCCACAACGGAUUAGCUCGUUCUCCGAGACUUGACGGUUACGGAGAACUUGUUUGGCGAGUUUCGAACUUCUCCCGAAGAUUGCAACGCGUCCAGUCGGGUCGCUGCGACGACCCGAUGACCAGCGAGUCCUUCUAUACUUCGGCAUUCGGUUACAAGAUCGUCGUAUGGGCCUACAUCAAUGGCAGAGGCAAAGAAACUGGGCAUUGCUUGUCUUUGUACGCCUGCGUCUUGUGUGGAGAGUAUGACGCAGUACUUUCCUGGCCGAUCAAACCUCGAUACACAUUUUCAUUGUUAGAUCAAAAUCCAAAUCCUGAGGCGAGAAAGGAUUUAACGCGCACACGCAAAGUUCAUGACUUCAAACGUGAUGACGUCAGAAGAAAGGGAAUUGAUCGGCCUGGUCGAGAUGAGAGAGCCAUCAUCGUUGGAUUUGACGAUUUUGUUAGACACGAUGAACUCGAGGCUGGUAACUUUUUAGCUGAUGAUACUUUAUUUGUUCGCAUUCUUGUCGACAUUCCUGAAUCUUGAGGAAUUUCCUUAUGCGAUUGGUGUUACUUGAGGGGAAUUCCUCGCGAUUUAUGUGUAUUUAUGAAAAAGAACCCAGAUUUUUCAAAUUCGUCAUUUACAAUCCGCGUCAAUUUCCUCAUCCUUGAACAUCCUCGCUCCUAUAUCCUCACAUAAACUUUCCUACCAUAGUAAAUUUUUUCAACACAGGGUUCAAACGUCGGGCAUGCGCAGAGAGAUCAUUUUUUUUGCCGGCCGCGCGUCAAUUUCCCGCGCAAAAUUUUAAAGGAACAGGAAACAAUAUAUGGGAAAAAAAUUUAAUUCUAUAAAAAGAAACACAUGUAUGAAAAUGAAACACGUAAGCCUUGUUACACACAGAGCUCACGGUAUCCUGUUGAUUUACCCAUUUGUUUUUAGCUAUUUGGCUCCAAAUACCUUAACUUGCUGCCCUGUGUAGCUGCUUGCAACUACUGCAAGCACAUCCUACUCAACGCUCACACGUGUGCAGAUGUUUGACGCUCUGUUAACUUAAGAUGAGGUCACUUAACAUGCCACCAAAAGGAACUAAAACUGUAUUGAUGCAGCUCGUUCAACGUCAAAGCUAGAACUUGCAUAUUGGACAAUUUGAUAAAGAUGCUUUUGAUUGUUGCGAUAUGUUACCGGACUUAUAAGCCCACCAGAGCGCACGCACUACCUUGGUCUCUGUGAUUAUUUUGAUUUUGGUUCUAAUGCACUGAACUGAAACUCGCUCAACUAUAUACUCAACAAAACGUCUCUCUCGUAAUGCUUCAAUGACGAAUGUACAAACUGGCUCUAAGGUGCAAUACGGGAUUUCCAUAUAACUUUUCAGCUAGAAUUACAGAUUCUUAAUUCUAUUUAAUCAAAACAAACUUGUAAGUUAAACGUUUCAAAUGUAGUUUGGUAGUUUCUCUCUGGAUUGUCUUCACUGUGAAGUCUCGCCUGGUGUGAAUAACCUCUAAAAAGGAAAUUAACCUAACCAAUAUUUAUAUUAUUUGGCGAUCUUAAAACAUGAAAUGGUCACGAGAAAUAAUGCUAAUGGUGUUUCGUAACUGUAAAUUCUGAUCAGUGAAGUUAAAUAAACUGAGCUAAGUGGCAGUAAAUGA
Molecule: messenger RNA, 4219 nt
Organism: Stylophora pistillata
Lineage: Eukaryota; Metazoa; Cnidaria; Anthozoa; Scleractinia; Pocilloporidae
Product: TNF receptor-associated factor 2
Biological process (GO): regulation of apoptotic process; signal transduction; regulation of canonical NF-kappaB signal transduction
Cellular component (GO): plasma membrane signaling receptor complex
Molecular function (GO): tumor necrosis factor receptor binding; ubiquitin protein ligase binding; zinc ion binding
Source: RefSeq, a predicted model, not a curated record